This is a messenger RNA of Protopolystoma xenopodis, 342 nucleotides long. The record is from the annotation of a GenBank genome assembly. Lineage: Eukaryota; Metazoa; Platyhelminthes; Monogenea; Polystomatidea; Polystomatidae.
AUGAGUGUGCUUGUGUACUUUUGCCAAUGUGUCAGUUUCUUCUUGCCAUUCUCUUCCGCUUCGUUGCCCCUCGAUGCAGUCGGCAGGAGGCAGGCCUGGCUGCUGUCUCGACCAAACUUGCUGCCUCGCAGCCUCGCGCUGCAGCCGGUGACCUUGUUCAGGCAACUGGCCAAUCCGGCCCGGCUCUGGCAGGCAUUUGACGUCGGUCGCGGCUCCUCUUGCUCCGUUUCUCCAUUUCACACGAGCACUCGACAACAGCCUACCUGCCCGCCGCGGCGAAAGCAGGUCACUAUCUCUCCGUCCCUUCUUCCGGUCGUCUUGACACACACACACACACACACA